ACGUCGCACUUUAAGAUUUAUCUAAUUUCUUCUUGCAGCGAAUGAAACUUAGUAUUAGAUAUGGAAAAAUGAUUAUUAAAUAUGGAAAUUGUACGGUUUUGGCCUGUACAAUUUUUAUUAUUAUCUAAGGAUUUUAAGUCAAGUUUGUUAGUUUGUUAUAGCACCAUGGAGUGUGGAAAGUGUAAAGCCACUGUACGAUCACCAGAGAGUUAGCAACAUUAUGCUUCCAUGCCUGCCAUGCUGUCACAGUCAUCGCCUCAAAUUCGAUGGCAGGUGUCAGACUUACAAAACCUUAAUGACAACGAUGCCGUUAAAAAAGGACCAGCGGACGGCGAUAAUAAUGAAGAUAGUCAAAGCAAAGGAGAACAUGCAAGUGUCGUUGCCGCUCAUUACAACCACAUAGAAGACAAGGGGUUAAAAGAACGGUUUAAUUCUCCUAUUUUCUAUUUAAGGAACUUUAACAAUUGGGUCAAAAGUGUAUUAAUACAGGAGUACAUAGAUAAGGUAAAAGAAAAAGACUAUGGUAAAGCUUUGAAAGUUCUUGACAUUUGCUGUGGUAAGGGAGGCGAUUUAAGUAAAUGGCAGAAAGCUCGAGUAGAUCACGUCAUUUUUGCGGAUAUAGCUGAAGUAUCCAUACAGCAGUGUCAAGCUCGCUAUGAAGAUUUGAAGCGUAGACAAGGCCGUUUGUUCUCUGCGGAAUUUAUUGCACUUGAUUGCACUAAAGCUGGUUUAAGACAUAAAUACAGAGAUCCUUCUAUCAACUUUGAUUUAGUCAGUUGUCAGUUUGGAUUGCAUUAUAGUUUUGAAAGUUUGGGACAAGCAAGAAGAAUGCUUACAAAUAUAUCAGAAUGCUUAAGACCUGGUGGAUAUUUCUUUGGAACAAUACCUAAUGCAUAUGAAAUUGUUUCUAGAGCACAAAAAUCAGAGAAUAAUGCAUUUGAAAAUAGAAUAUAUAAAAUUAAAUUGUUGUUUGACCCUAGGAAUGGUUAUCCUCUCUUUGGUGCUAAGUAUGAUUUUCAAUUAGAAGGAGUAGUGAAUUGUCCUGAGUUUUUAGUGAAUUUUAAAUUAUUUGUAAAACUUGCAGCAGAAUAUGGGCUUGAAUUAGUAUAUCAAGCAGGGUUUUCUGAUUUUUAUAAUGAUUAUUCAGUAAAUUACAAACAACUGAUAGAAAGGAUUAUGUGUUUUGAAACAUAUCCUCCGCCACAUGGUAAAGAAUUAAUAGGAGAUGAGGUGGAAUAUGAGCAUGCUAAAGUAUUUUGGGACAGUAAUAAUUAUAAGACUGAAAAUACUCGCCUUGGUACUAUGAGUACAUGCGAAUGGGAAGUUGCAACAAUUUACAUGGCAUUUGCAUUUAAGAAAUGUAAAACUUCUUGGGAUGCAAAUGGAAAGCCACAAUAUAGUUCUGCAUCAAAAAAUGAAUCUGGAGGAGAGAAAAGUAGUCAAAAGUGAACAAAGUAAUACUUAGUUUAAUAUGCACUGAAAUACAGAUACUAAAGUUUAGGGGGCAUUGUAUUUACAAACUCUUUAAUGUGAUGAAAUAAUUUUUGAGUUAA
Molecule: messenger RNA, 1553 nt
Organism: Papilio polytes (common Mormon)
Lineage: Eukaryota; Metazoa; Arthropoda; Insecta; Lepidoptera; Papilionidae
Gene: Rnmt
Product: mRNA cap guanine-N7 methyltransferase
Exons: 3
Coding region: 229-1449 (406 amino acids)
Biological process (GO): 7-methylguanosine mRNA capping
Cellular component (GO): nucleus
Molecular function (GO): mRNA 5'-cap (guanine-N7-)-methyltransferase activity
Source: RefSeq, a predicted model, not a curated record